UCCAAAAAAAAAACAAAACAAACUUGGGGAGUUUCUUCUUCUUACAUGAAAAUGAGGCGACAGACUAGUUUCAUUCAUUAAACAUACUCUUACCAAAUAGAAGAAGAAAAAGAAAGCUAGGCAUUGUCAAAGUCCAACAAAUGUCUUAGGAUUUAUGUAGAUCUUGGAGUAUCUCAUUCACACUUCUUCAAAUAACACACACACACACACACACACAAAAAAAAAAGGAAUAUUAUGUUUCCUCUUACAUUUGUAAACCCAAAUCCGAGGCUUCCAUAUCCAUUGUUCAUUGCCAAAUCGAUUCCCGAACCAGCGUUGAGCAGGAGAAGCAGAGCUUUGUCAUCUUCUCACUCUUAUCCUUGGAGACCGAACCUUAGAUUGAAUGGCUUCAAGUUCAAGUCAGCUACAGCUCCCGAGAAUUUGGAAGAAGGAGAUUCGAAAUCCGAAAGCUUGGUAAAAGGGUUGAAGCUAGGAGGCAUGUUCGGAGUUUGGUACCUUCUCAAUAUCUACUACAACAUCUUCAACAAACAGGUACUUAGGGUUUAUCCAUAUCCAGCGACUGUAACAGCUUUUCAAUUAGGGUGUGGAACUCUGAUGAUUGCAAUAAUGUGGCUCCUUAAACUCCAUCCACCCCCUAAAUUUACUCCUUCUCAGUUUACGGCAAUCGUACAACUAGCAGCAGCUCACACGUUAGGAAACUUGUUGACAAACGUGAGCUUGGGAAGAGUAAACGUCUCUUUCACACACACAAUCAAAGCAAUGGAGCCUUUCUUCACCGUCUUGUUCUCUGUUCUCUUGCUCGGUGAGUGGCCAAGUUUGUGGAUUGUUUGUUCGUUGUUACCAAUUGUCGCUGGAGUCUCUCUAGCAUCUUUUACAGAAGCUUCUUUCAAUUGGAUUGGUUUCUGCAGUGCGAUGGCGUCUAAUGUAACAAACCAAUCACGGAAUGUUCUCAGUAAAAAAUUCAUGGUUGGAAAGGAAGCUAUGGACAACAUCAACCUUUUCUCUGUAAUAACCAUUAUCUCCUUUAUCUUACUGGUCCCUGCAGCAAUCAUGAUGGAUGGGUUUAAGCUUACUCCUUCGGAGUUACAAAUAGCUACAAGCCAGGGUAUGUCCGUAAAAGAGUUUUGCAUCAUGUCGCUUCUUGCUGGGGUUUGCUUGCAUAGCUACCAACAGGUAUCGUAUAUGAUACUGGAGAUGGUAUCUCCGGUCACACACUCGGUGGGGAACUGCGUGAAGCGUGUGGUGGUUAUAACAUCAUCAAUUAUAUUCUUCCAAACUCCAGUUUCACCUCUUAAUUCCAUAGGUACGGCGACUGCACUAGCUGGAGUAUAUUUGUACAGCAGAGCCAGAAGACUCAAACUAAAACCAAAACCCAAAACUUGUUGAAUUUGUCUGUACAUAAAAAAAAAAAAAAAAAUUGUAGAAGCUCUUGUAGUUUGUUAUAAAUUGUAGAAGCUCUUGUAGUUUGUUAUCAGUGUGAUAAGCAUAUUUUCUUUUCUUUA
Messenger RNA from Camelina sativa (false flax), 1502 nucleotides. Its product is annotated as phosphoenolpyruvate/phosphate translocator 2, chloroplastic. Gene Ontology annotation, molecular function: transmembrane transporter activity. Lineage: Eukaryota; Viridiplantae; Streptophyta; Magnoliopsida; Brassicales; Brassicaceae. The record is from RefSeq and is a predicted model, not a curated record. Gene Ontology annotation, biological process: transmembrane transport. Gene Ontology annotation, cellular component: membrane.